This is a messenger RNA of Trypanosoma rangeli, 1281 nucleotides long. RefSeq lists its product as uncharacterized. Lineage: Eukaryota; Euglenozoa; Kinetoplastea; Trypanosomatida; Trypanosomatidae. The record is from RefSeq and is a predicted model, not a curated record. Bases 1 to 1281 code for a protein of 426 amino acids. The transcript has a single exon. Gene Ontology annotation, molecular function: protein binding.
AUGGACAUGGACGCGCUGACGCGGCGCCAAGCCGAUAAGAUCGAGUACGUAUUACAGGAUCUUCUGCUAGACCUGGAGCUUGUGUCGCUCCUGCCGGUAGACAUGACCCCCUGGACGCGAAAGGUGUGCCUUGAAACCGUUCAUACCCAACUUUGCAGCGGCGCAGAGGAGGGCGAUGAGGAUGAGGAGGACGAAGAUGUAUAUGCGGCGCAGCUCAUUUACGGCGUCGCGAAACGCCACGGGGACCCAACUGACGUUGACGGUAACGAGGUGCUGCUGCAGAUGGCGGAGUUUGCGGAGCUUGAGAAGGAUAUGCUGGAGGCGGCGACGGUGGUGGGUAGCGUGGAGGAGACGGGGCUCAACCGGCACCACAUGCUGUUUCGCGCCGUCCUGGACACCCUGCGGGAUAACGAGUAUGUGCCAAUGGUGCGAGAGAUCCAGGAGCGGCGGGCCAAUGCCUUCAUCAUGAAGGGGGAUUCUGCGCUGGCGCCCCUGCUAGACCCCGGGGUGUCGGCUCUGCAGCGCGUCAUGGAGGCGUUGGCAGCACUCAUCGCGGUACGUAAUAAGACGACCGUGAACGAGGAUGUUCACAACUAUAGAAUUCUCCACGAGGCGGUGAAUAAAGAAAAAACGGCCUCGGCGGAUGUCAAGGCGUUGAAGCGGGAGUACCAGGAAACAAAGGAAUCCCGCAUGGCAGAGGUGGCAGCCCUCGACACUGAGAUACAGCAGAUAGAAGAGGAAAUUGAAUACACCCGCGGCGUGGUCGCCAUGGAGCUGGCGGCCUUUCUGGAGGUGAAUCAACAACUGCAGGAGGAACGCCAGGCGCAUGAUGCAAGUCACUUGGGGGAGGUGCGGCAGUUGGCCGCCAAACAUGAAGAAGCGCUAAGGACAUUGGUGGCAAAAAAUCACGAGGAGUCUAGCAUGCUACGGACCCAGCGGGCCAAGAAAGAGGCUGCCGUGAGUGCUGCAAUCACGGAGUACGACUUGCAGAUGUCAACGUUGCAUGCUGCCACAGCGGCUCUCAAUAAGGAGGCGGAGGAAGACACAGAGGCUAUAGUUGCGCUUGAGGAGGAACUCAGGGUGCUACUCACGUCAAAGAACGAGUAUGAGCUAGAGAAAUUCAUUGAGUCGAUGCGGGACAAACACUACGAGGAUAUGCAGGAGGCAUUGAAUCAAAACACGCGAACCAUCCAGGCCUGUUUUCGUGCCUACAUGGCUCGUGUGAAGUUUCAGAAGGAGCAAAACACCUCAAAGAAAAAGAAGGGACGACCAAGGAGGUGA